This is a messenger RNA of Cercopithifilaria johnstoni, 660 nucleotides long. NCBI's taxonomy places the organism in Eukaryota, Metazoa, Nematoda, Chromadorea, Rhabditida, Onchocercidae. The record is from the annotation of a GenBank genome assembly.
AUGCCGCAUGAAGAUAAAGAACAGGAAGAGGAGCAAAAAGCUCGGACUGCUUAUGAUUUGAUACGAAUGCGAUUGGAAAGGUUGCAGAAAAAUAUUGAAAAACCUGUGUCCAUACCACAACGGCGAGAUGGUCGAAAGCCACGGCCGCCGCCUGAUUUUGUUCGUAAUGUUGUUGGUUCAUCAGCCGCAGCCGGGAGUGCGGAAUUUCAUAUUUUCCGAAAUAAUCGAAAACGGGAAAUGGAUCGGUUAGACUAUAUGCAUAAUAAAGCUUCACAAGAAGAACUGGAUGAGAAAUUUUUGGCUGAAAGAAGAAGACGAGCGGAGGAAGAGGAAAGAAAAACAGCUAAGAAACGAUUAAAGAGACAGCGUUAUAAAAAGAAGAUGAAGAGCCUGAAGAAAAAAAAUGAAAAAAAAGAUGCAGAUGAUGAAACCGAUGAUUCGGAAUCGAGCUCAACUGUGGAAAAUAUCGGUGAGAGAUCACAACAUGUCACAAAUGAGGAGAAUAACGAAGUAGUGCAAAUUGACGAGAGUUCCAGGACAGAGGAAGCUACAUCAGAAAAGCAAAAUGUAAGAAAAACAAAUGAGGAAAUUAGUGAUCCAAGCUCACCAAUAAACAUUACCUCAGAAAAUCUUGUAAAGCGAAGAAAAAAUGAUCCCUAA